AUGUCUGUUCGUGAAAAAUAUCGCUCAACCGCCAAUGAAUUUUGAAGAGCUGAUAGUACUCUUGAUAGAGCUUCCGUAUUUUGUAAGGUUUAUGAAGCAAUUCAUUCUUUAUGUAAGUUUUAUAUUUUUUUUGCAAAAAAUGUGGUCAAAAAGAUUUUCCAAAAAUGUAAGCAAUCAUUCUAAUAGUUUACGUAUUUUAGCACAAACCACUGUCGCUAUAGUUGGUAUUGUCUUCAUUCCCUUAUACUUGAUUAUAUUAAGUCUAUGGAGUGAUGAAUGUGGAGACGUUCGAUUAUACCUGUUGUUUAUCGGAAUCAUAAUUUUCAUUUGCACAUUGUAUACCCCCAUUCAUGCGUAUGCAUUGAGUGAUGCUAAUAAAAUGUCUCAUUUUGAAGCUAAUUAUUUUUAGAAAAAGAAAGCAAUCGAAGAUCGUGAGAAUAGGAUCAACAGUCUAUCAGAGCCCAUCCACGUGGGUGACAUCACUCAGGAAGAAAUUAUUAAGCAUAUUCCUUGUCACAUGCAUACAAUUUGUAAUUCUCCAUUUUGUAUUCUGAUUGGAAUUUGCGGACCCACUGCAUUCUAUACCUUUAAAAUGUUUUUCUCCCCCGCUGAAUGUCCAGCAAUCACAUUUUGAACAGCUUUUGUUAUUAGUAUUAUCUACAGUAUUUGGCUUAUUUUAGUACUUUGUGCUUGUUGUUUUGGUUGCUGCCCUUUACUGAUUCAAGGUCGUGUAGCAUGUGGUUCACGAGUUCUUCUGUCUCAUUCUUCCCUUCAGGUGGUUCUAUUGAUAUCCUUUCCAUUCAAAAUGCCUGGUCGCAAGAAAAAUCGAUCAAGGCGCAGUCAACAUCAAAGAGCUAAUAAUAUUCCCAAAAUGCUUUGUUUCUUCAAAAGGUUUAUAAAAAACUACAUUCCAUUUCUCAGUCUGCAGCAGUUAUUCUCCUUUUCAUUUCAAUCUAUUUGAUUGGUUUGAGCACAUGGAGUGAAAAUUGCCUAGAUAUUCGUGUAUGCCUGGCAAUGAUUGGAAUUGCAAUGCUUCUUUGCGCGAUGUUUAAACCAAUUCAUGCUUACUGAAAAAAGAAAGCAAUCCAAGAUCGUCGGAAUGCGAUCAACAGUGAAUCAGAGCAAAUUAACGAGGGUGAAAUCACAUCGGAUGAAAUUGCUGAAUAUGUUCCGUGUUGUAUGUAUAAAAUUAGUGCUGGUGCAUUCAAUGUUGUGCUCAGCAUCUGUGGAAUAACUACAAUUAGUACAUUCAAAAUGUUUUCAAUGAAUGUCCGACAAUCACUUACUUUUUUUGAUGAAAUGUCCGGCAUCACUUAUUGGACAGCCUUUGCUAUUAGUGUUAUCUACAGUAUCUUGUUCAUUUUCAUACUCGGUAUAUGCUGCUUUGGUUGUUGCCUUCUAUGUUUUUCAUGUUGUAAACCAAACAAAAGAGAACCAGUAAGCACAGAAGAUUCACCAGCUUAAAUUAAUUGUUUUGUUAAUAUAUAAUUUCAACUACAAAAAUAAGAUUAUUUUACUAAUAUUAAUAUCUUCUAAUUGUAAACUAUUUUAUGCCACAAUGCGUUUCCCUCUAUUUUUCCUGGAAAUAAAUGUGUUUUUUU
This is a messenger RNA of Caenorhabditis elegans, 1601 nucleotides long. NCBI's taxonomy places the organism in Eukaryota, Metazoa, Nematoda, Chromadorea, Rhabditida, Rhabditidae. The record is from the annotation of a RefSeq genome assembly.